Messenger RNA from Zerene cesonia (dogface butterfly), 2184 nucleotides. Its product is annotated as UNC93-like protein. NCBI's taxonomy places the organism in Eukaryota, Metazoa, Arthropoda, Insecta, Lepidoptera, Pieridae. Bases 109 to 1566 code for a protein of 485 amino acids. The transcript is spliced from 11 exons. Gene Ontology annotation, biological process: regulation of potassium ion transport; regulation of muscle contraction. Gene Ontology annotation, molecular function: potassium channel regulator activity. The record is from RefSeq and is a predicted model, not a curated record. Gene Ontology annotation, cellular component: plasma membrane; striated muscle dense body.
GGUCCUAUUAGCUCAUAGAACGGUCCGUACGCGACAAUAAGUAUCGCAGAUUGUGUGUGAAUACUUAGUGGCAGUGUCGUGCUAAGAACGGACUUUUUUAGAUCCACAAUGCCCGCAUCCGUAACGUUCGGGACGAAUGAAAAAUGGCGGAUAAACAGGAACAUAUUCGUGUUGGGCUUCGCUUUUAUGAUACACUUCACGGCCUUCCACGGUGCUGCGAACCUCCAGAGCUCUGUGAACACCGACGCCGCAGCUGGCACGUUCACACUAGCGGCUAUAUACUUCUCUCUGAUCCUGUCUAAUGUGUUCUUACCUGCUAUGGUUAUAAAGUGGCUAGGAUGCAAGUGGACGGUAGCGUUGUCCUUCAUACCAUAUAUGCCUUUCAUCGCAGCUCAAUUUUACCCUCGCUUGCACACCCUUGUCCCCGCGGGAAUGAUGGUUGGGUUAGGCGGAGGUCCACUAUGGUGCGCAAAGUGUACUUACUUAUCUGUGGUGGCGGAACCCUAUGCGAAGCUAUCUGGUAUCUCAGCUGAAGUGUUGGUGGUUCGCUUCUUCGGUCUUUUCUUCAUGUUUUACCAAAUGGCACAGAUCUGGGGAAACCUCAUAUCUUCAGCAAUCCUAACGUCAAGUUUGGGUGAUAUCACUGCAUAUACCAACGAAUCUUUGGCGCCAAACGCUUUUGCUUUGAUCAAUUACACAGAACCAACACCGGACUAUGGGGCGACUUGUGGCGUCAACUUCUGCAGCGGGAGUGACGCUCAUGAAAACACAAAUUUGGAACCACCCUCGGCGCUUAAAAUACAGGUGAUAGCUGGCGUGUACUUGGCCUGCAUGGCGUGUGCCUGCAUCCUAGUUGCUGUUGGUGUCGACUCGCUUGGCAGAUACAACGCAGGCCGUCAGUCAAUAGCUCAUGGCAAGUCUGGACUGCAGCUGCUGGCUGUAACCUUGCGGCAACUGCGUCACAAGUACCAAUUAUUACUUUUGCCUGUAAUUGGCUACAUUGGGGCGGAACAGGCUUUUAUGGCUGCUGAUUUUACACAGGCGUUUGUCGGUUGCGCAUACGGCAUCCCGAACAUUGGUUUCGUGAUGAUUUGCUUCGGUGUGUUCAACGCCCUUGCGGCGCCCGUGGCAGGUGCAGUGGUCAAGCUUACUGGAAGAUACCCUGUCAUGCUCACAGCUCUGAUUUUGAAUUUGUGUCUCAUAACGGCACUCCUGCUGUGGCGACCAGACCCGUCGCAGUGGCUUAUGUUUUACUUCCUAGCUGCUAUUUGGGGGACUGCGGACGCUGUUUGGCUUGUACAAGUCAAUGCAUUUUCUGGAAUAUUGUUUCCUGGUGAUGAAGAAGCUGCAUAUUCAAACUUCAGAUUGUGGGAAGCCACUGGCAGCGUACUCUCUUAUGCAUCAGCUCCUUAUCUCUGUGUUAGAACCAGGUUAUACACACUCCUAGGUCUGCUUAUAUUAGGAUUCUCAGGAUAUACCCUAAUAGAAGUCAUGGAAUAUCGAGUGAAAAGGCGGCACCAUCAAGAGAGAAAUUUUGAGCUCGUGGAGAAAAAUGAGCGAGAGUGAUUGUGCUAUUUUUUAUUCGCAGGCGUUUAAUUUUACGAAGCAUGACGGAUAAUUUCAACGAAGGAUAUAAAGACGAGUGUGAAUUGUAGCUGUUAUUUGUUUAUAGUUCAAUUAAAAAUUACGAUAAGAAAAGACACUAAGUCUCCCUUUUUAUAUGAGUAAUGAGCAGGCAACCUGCGCCCUUUAUUUAUCACGGUUUUGGCAAAGUUCUCGGACUGAUGAGGUCCUGCGUUCAAUCCCCGACUGACUCCAGAAAAUAAUCACUAGAGCCCUGGUCCCAAUAUGGGAACGGUUUAUCAGUUUUUUAUGGAAAUGUGCAAUUAUAACUGAUGGGAUAAGUAAAAUUUGUCAAGGAUUGUGGAGCUAAGAUGUGAUAUUAAGUAAAUCUAAUAAUUGCUUCGUCACCUUCUAAUUAUAAGACUUAGGAAAUAAGGAAAACAAUAAGUCUGCGUGAAGUUUUGUAUACGUUCCUAGCAAAUAGUACUUGUAAAUAUUUAAAAAAACGAUUAAAAUAAAACGAAAAAUCGAUAAAAUCAUUGUUUUAUUCUCCUUCACAUAAAUACUUAAAAUGGAUCGAACUUAAUCCGGAAUUAAGAUCUACAUAGGCUAUAUAAUUAA